AUGUCCUCCAUCGAGUUGCGUGUGGCUUUGCUGAGCGGUGAGCAGAUUGCCAUUGCGCGGCCGCCCCAGUCGACGAUUGGUGAACUGAGGGAAGUCGCCCAGAAGAGGUUUGGAAAAAGCUUGGGCAAGCUCGUAAGUGCCGUUGGAACCCUUCUGUUGGAGCCUGAUACUCUCCUGCAAGCGGGCGUCAAGGAGAAUGAUGUCAUCACUGGCAUCGUCCAAGAUGUAGCUGUGGCAGCAACAAGAUACGCAUUUGCGGCGAUCCGCCCGAACGGCACCGUAGUGUCAUGGGGAUGCCGAAGACACGGCGGCGAUUGCAGGGCAGUGCAGGACCACCUGCAGAAUGUGCAGCAGAUACAAGCAACAGACUGUGCUUUCGCUGCCAUCCUGGGAGAUGGUUCAGUAGUGUCCUGGGGCCAUCCGGAUGGUGGGGGCAAUAGUUCUGCGGUGCGGGAAGACCUGCAUGGCGUGUCCUACGUUCAGGCUACAAGUGCUGCGUUUGCUGCAAUCAAGGUGGACGGGUCUGUGGUGACCUGGGGAAGCCCCAUCGACGGAGGCAACUGCGCUGCUGUGCGCGAUCAACUUCGCAAUGUGCAGUGCAUCCAAUCUAGCUUUGGGGCUUUCGCAGCCCUUCGAGAAGAUGGACGUGUGGUGACGUGGGGUGAUACCCUCUUUGGCGGCAGGUCGGACGUCCCUGAUGAGUUGCAAGGCGUCCUACAAGUUUUCGGCCAUGAGCACGGCUUUGUUGCUGUCAAGGCACUGGGCCGCUGCUGA
Molecule: messenger RNA, 774 nt
Organism: Symbiodinium natans
Lineage: Eukaryota; Dinophyceae; Suessiales; Symbiodiniaceae
Source: the annotation of a GenBank genome assembly